UGCGCGGCGCAUGCGCGUCGCCCGCCUCCCCCCCCCUCCGGCGCGGGGAGGGGGAUGCGGACGGGGGAAGAUGGCGGCCUCGAACAACCCGCGGAAAUUCAGCGAGAAGAUCGCGCUGCACAACCAGAAGCAGGCGGAGGAGACGGCGGCCUUCGAGGAGGUCAUGAAGGACCUCAGCCUGACCCGCGCGCACCGGUUACAGCUGCAGAAAACCCAGUAUUUGCAACUGGGACAGAGUCGUGGCCAGUACUAUGGUGGGUCACUGCCAAAUGUGAAUCAGAUUGGGAACAGUGCCAUGGAUCUCCCCUUCCAGCACAACGGAGCUGUGGCAGAAGCCUUUGGAGCAGUUCCUGUCUCUUUGACUCCUUUUCAGUCCUCGGGGCUGGACACAAGCAGAACAACUCGGCACCACGGGCUGGUGGACAGAGUGUAUCGUGACAGAAACCGCCUCGGCUCCCCGCAUCGCCGCCCGCUCUCCGUGGAUAAACAUGGAAGACAAGUGGACAGCUGUCCGUAUGGCACUGUGUAUCUGUCACCUCCCUCAGACACAAGCUGGAGAAGGACAAAUUCCGAUUCUGCCUUGCACCAGAGCACGAUGACUCCAGCUCAGCAAGAGUCCUUCACAGGAGGGUCCCAGGACAUACAGCAGAAAAGAGUUUUAUUACUGACUGUCCCUGGAAUGGAGGAGACCCCCUCUGAGGCAGACAAAACCCUCUCUAAGCAAGGAUGGGACACUAAAAAGACUGGGUCAUCGAGACCUAAAUCAUGUGAAGUUCCAGGAAUCAACAUCUUUCCAUCAGCUGACCAGGAAAACACUACAACACUGAUUCCUGCUACGCAUAACACAGGUGGCUCCCUGCCAGACCUGACAAACAUCCAUUUCCCUUCCCCUCUCCCAACACCGUUAGAUCCUGAGGAAUCCACAUUCCCAGCCCUGAGUAGCUCCAAUAGCACCGGAAAUCUUGCUGCCAAUCUGACUCACUUGGGCAUCAGCACGGCCAGUCAGGGUGUCAAUAAACCCUUGCUCUGUUCCUGUCCCUUCCUGGCAGGAAUGUCACCGCCGGCUCCGGCCCCGCAGCACCGCCCGGCCGCUGUCAGCCCCCUCUCCCUGAGCGCCGACUCCCGGCGGCCGCAGUCGCAGCAGAUGUCUCCUACACUGUCCCCUCUGUCACCCAUCACUCAGGCCGUGGCUAUGGAUGCAUUGUCUCUGGAGCAGCAGCUUCCCCCAUAUCCAUUUUUUACCCAGACAACUUCCCAGCAACAGCAGCAGACGCAGGUGGCAAGUACCCUGCCUCAGAACACUCCUUUAAUGCAGACCUCUGGCUUACAGCGAGGAGCACAGCUCCCCCCGCUCUCUGUCACGGUACCUUCUACCAUCCCACAGUCACCUCCGGGUAGCCAGACCCAGCCAUCCAUGGGAAUAGACAUCAACUCGGCUUCACUCCAGCAGUACCGCAGUAAUGCUGGAUCCCCAGCCAACCAGUCUCCCACCUCUCCUGUCUCCAAUCAAGGCUUCUCUCCUGGCAGCUCCCCUCAACAUUCUUCCAUUCUGGGGAGUGUAUUUGGUGACUCCUAUUAUGAUCAGCAGAUGACAGCUAGGCAGGCUAAUGCCCUAUCCCACCAGCUUGAACAGUUUAAUAUGAUCGAAAACGCCAUUAGUUCCAACAGCCUGUACAGCCCCUGCUCCACCCUCAACUACUCCCAAGCAGCUAUGAUGGGGCUCACCGGCAGCCACGGCAGCCUGCAGGACUCGCAGCAGCUCAAUUACUCCAGCCAUGGAAACAUCCCCAACAUCAUUCUUACAGUGACAGGAGAAUCCCCUCCCAGCUUAUCAAAAGAACUGACCAGCUCGUUGGCAGGAGUGGGAGACGUCAGCUUUGACACGGAUUCCCAGUUCCCUCUGGAUGAACUCAAAAUUGACCCUUUAACCUUGGAUGGACUGCACAUGCUGAACGACCCAGACAUGGUCCUCACCGACCCCGCCACAGAGGACACGUUCAGGAUGGACCGGCUGUGAAGCGCGGACACCAGGAGCGUGGGAAUGACGCUUGUUCCUGGAGCCCAGCCGAACUGGAGAGGCCAGCGGGUCAGUCGUGUGGGAACAGGAGCUGCUGAGAGCAGCAGCUCUGUCCUGUGCACCAUGUACAAUGAGUAAAGCUUGUCGUUCUAAGCUUGCAGCGCUGCAGACCCCUACUCCCUGUCGCGCCGUAUUUCACCCCUUACCCGCUCAUUGCUGUGAAUGAGUAAGGAGUUUCCAUCAGCAGUUUCCUCUCCAGAGCCCCCCCUCCUUUUCCCCCACCGGAGCUCCAGCGUUAUGUUGUCCAUUUAUCCUUUGCACUAGAAAAGGGGCGGUUGGGGGCAGGCGAGGAAGGCUCAGAGCCAGGGGUAAAGCGAUUCCUCCUAACGUACCAAGCUGUUGGGAGGGGGAGAAGCGCCGCUGUGUGCCCCCUCCCUCUCCCCACACUGAUCCCGUGCUGCCACCCUCUGCGAGGGGCCGGGGGAGCUGCGGGAGGGGGGGAUUUGGCUCUGCUUUGUGCCACCCGCUUGGUUGAGUGGAACGCUUCUCCCCUCGUGGCCAGGGUGCCCGCGGGUGCAGGUUGGUCCCUGGCUGUCACCCUCCUCCUCUCCUCAUGCCCCGAGCAGGACCGAGCCCGGCAGCCCCACGGCCAUUUGCCACUCAGCAGGCAACUGUCAACACUAUUUUCAAAGCUUUCUUUGAUUUUAAUAUAUAUGUAAUAUAUAUAUUUAUAUAUAUGUAUGCAUAUAUAAGGAGCAUUUCUGAGCACACACAAAAGUACUAUAAUUCGUUACUUGAUUAGCAUGAAGGAAGGAUCAGAACAUUUUAAAGCAGCUAAAAGAAUCUAGGAGACUAACUUGCAGAGCAUGUUCCUAACAUUACUUUGUGAGAGAUUCCUGGGCAACAGGAAGGGCAUUUCUGUAGCGAUGCCUGGCUCAAAUCACGACUAUUUCUUACGGUUUAUUUUUUAUUCUCAUUCAUUACUUAUUCUGUUACCAUUAUUUAUGAUCUUUUUGUUUUGUUUUGUUUUAUUUAAGUAUUUGGAUAUUAGGAAAGUAGCUAAACUACAUACAGCCAACUGAAGCACUCUACAGCAUCCUUGUACAGUCCAUCUUUUUGUGUUUUUAUUCCAGAAAUAUAUUAUAUAUAUUAUAUAUAUAGGUAUUUUUAACUAACUGGAAUUUUAAACAGAUGUUGAGCAGAAGUAAGGGAGCCUACGGCGAGUCUGGAUGUUUUCCUGUUGUAUAGUCAAAACAGGGUGGCAGGAACCUGGCUAUUCCUUCUCUCACCCUGGAGAAGAACUGGCUUGCUCCGCAGCGCUGUGUCCUCGAGCAGGUGGAGAGUCUGUUGGGCUCAUAACAGAUUAUUUCUGUUAGUCCUUGUUCAUCCUCUGGGCUGCAGUGUCAUGACAGAGUAAAAACCCCACCCCCAACCCACCCCUGGGCGCUGCAGCAGGGGUGUCACCUUGGUGGGGGGCGUGAAUUGAUGGCGAGUCCCAGGUGUGGUUCCCAAUUGGAAAAACGCCUUUAAAGACUCAUGAGGGUUCCAAUGGGCUCAACGCUGAUUGCCAGGGGCCUGUGCAAGCAUUGGCUUGGUUACACUGUGACCUGUGCAGGGCCAGAAUCUGUAGGCACAGGGCCCUCCUCUUGACAGAAGUGAGGGAUUAGUGUUGCUUUGAGUCUAACUAACAAAUUGAAGCUCACGUGGCAUCUCACACCCUGCCCUUGAGGUGAGGGGAUACCUGCUAGAGCACGGCACUCCUGCACGGGAGGGGGCCAACCCUCUCAGCAGUCUGGGUUACAUACACCCCAAAGAGAAGGGCCCGAGGAGUUUCCCUCUCCAGACGAGCUGGGGGUUUAGUUCCCCCCUGGCGCUGGAGUUCCGCACCCGCUCGGGGUCUGGAUUUGCUGUUUGGCCCAAAGCCGUGUCCGUUCUUUCUUGUAAGCAGGACCCAUCCCCUCAUUGCAGCAAUCCCACCCGUCCCCUUCCCCGCGAGCAGGGGUCUCCUCGCUGUAGGCACUGAGCAGUGGUGAAGGUCUGCGGAGGGGCUGGGCUGCUCCUAAUGAGUUGUAUUGGGUUUCUGUGUGCUUCCAGAAAGGGUGGGACACUGUCCUGAGCGCCAGGCAAAGGCUCUGAGCAGCGGCGCUGCCGGGGUCUAACCUGGGUGCGGGUUUGCUCAUGUCCGUGCCAUCAGUUGACCAUUUGCACUAAAAAAAGAUGGGUUUAUUUCCCCUCAAGCUCUUUCCUUACGUGUGUCUCUUCUGUUCCCUCCCACCCGACUGGAAGGUUUUCCUGCAUCCCUGUUGGAAACGUUUGGGGUUGCUAUGUCAGGAUUUAAGCCCGGUAGUACAUGUUAACUCCUGGUGUCUGCUUAUUUCAGAUUGCUCAUGCUUUCUUAAUUUAAGGAGGAGAAAGAAAAAGGUAGCUUUGAACAGGAGGAUCCCCUAAAAGACCGGGAGAACUGGGGCACGGGUGACUCGGAGUCCUCGGCUGUGGAGCAGCCGAAAGCGCAGCGCGAGUUGGAUCCGCUUCCCGCAGUCCCCGUCGCUCCUCGGCGGCGUUCCCGCGUCGCGCUCGCGUUCCAAUGGCUCUCCUGCAUGGAAAUUCUCGUUCGUGAUCUGUUUGUGUUUUUAUUUUGAAACCCAGAGGCACUUCAGAGUGAAGCAGCCGAGUAGGAGGCGAGAUUCCUCACUGGAGACUUUGACAGGGAGCUGUUGCUAAACGCUACCUUCCCAUUGGUUUGUAAACUACGCGUGUACAUAAGAGAUCUUGUUUAUUAGACUUGUAAGUAGACAUUUAAAAUGGCCUUAAUUUAAAAACUAACACGUCUGGAUGCAACUGUCGAAAUUAGGGACCAUCGGGUUGAGAGGAAUCCAGGUUUUGUUCCUGCCGCGCGGGGCGGAGGGCGCUGGGAGCGGGACGGGCUGAGCCCUGGGAAGUGUGCUCCAUCCACCUCGGAGCAGGCACAGGCUGCUCCUAGGAGCAACCCUUUGAGAACCGGCGCAGUUACUUCAACACCUCUUGGGUUUUGCCUCCCCGAAAGCCGGGUUCCAGACGGCGUCGGGGAGGAGCUGCACUUGGAGAGGAGGUUUUCUCUCCCUCUCCCAUUAAAAUGUGGCUUUUUCAAUGUGUGUACACACAAGGCUGGUUUGGAAGCAAACCUGAGCUGUGAGGCUGUGGCACCUCGUGGCUGCGGAAGCGUGGAGCGGAUCCAAGUGCUUUUGGAACAAGUAAUCUGAUUUGGACAACUCAGUAGCUCUGGUUCCAUUUUCAUCGUGCAGGUGGAGCCGUGUGGAGCGGCUGCCCCUUCCCGUCCCGGGACAGAGGAGAGCAGAAACAGAAAGAUCACUUAGCAAAAAAGAAAUAGAUAUAUAUAUAUAAAAAGGAGUAGUAUUUAUAACUUUUUGAGUUAAGUGAUGUUGAAGCUGUCUGGUGUCUCAAAGGGUUACUGCCCAAACGUACCUGCUGAGUGAACCCUGCCCCCUCCCAACACGUGUUUUUAUAGCUAUAGAUAGAAAUAUAUAUUACAAAGCUCCCAAGCUAGACUGUUGCAUUUGCCAAUACAAUGGGGAAAUAACAGGAAUAAACCUUCAGUGCAUCAAAUACUGUGAUUCCCAAGUGGAAAGCCAAGCUUGUGCUGCUUGCAGGGGGCUCUGCCCUUGUACAUACGGUUGUGCCGCGCUUGGCGCCGGCUCGCUAUGGCUCCUGCAUGGCAGCGAGCGCCGGCCCUGCAGCCCCUGCACACAGAGGUGGGGGUUUCCUUUUCAAGAGGGGAAAAGCUUUCCAGAAAGAAGGAAUUGUUCAUUCUUUGUACAUUUUAUGACCUGAUUUUGAACUGAAUUGGUUUUUGUUUCUUUAAAUAAAAAGAAGUGUGCCUGAGGCCCGGGGGUGAAGCCAGAACAGUGCUCGUGGGUGAACCUGCAGCUAGAGAAGGAGCUGCCCUCCGAGUUUGCCUAAAAUCAGCAUCCCAAAACUUAGAGAAUCCUUGAAACUUCCCUCAAACCCAAGCUCUGGACUGCGCUUGUUUGUUAUAAGCUUGGAUUUCUGUGGAAACACCUCUUGAGGCUGGAGGUCCAUCCCGGUCUGAGCCCGACGCUGCCCCUGGGAACCCCCUCUGUGCAUGAAGGAAGCGGGAAGCUCCCGUCCCGUCGGGAUUUCGGGAUUCCAACAGCGUUUAUUCCUCUGCCAAGCGGCCCCCCCGUCACUGUGAUGGCAAUGUGAAAGCGCAGGUAGCGUUCGUUCUGUGUCCUUUGUAAAAAACAAAACCCACAAAAGCCCUUGAAAAAAAAAAGACAGAAUCGAUUUGUAGUUGUUCCUGUUCUUUGUAUUUUUAGUUGCAUCUUCUUUCUACGGCGCAGUGUAGGCAUGGAUUGCAUGUCGGUUUUCUAUGCGGGCACCAUGACAUUCUAACUGUGUAUUAUAAAUCAUUUUUACCUUUUUAAACGGAAUCAUUGUGUGGAAUUUCUAUACUGCAAACCAAAACACUACAUUACGUACUCAUUUGUGUUAUUUAUUUUGCUAGGGGGGGGCGGGGGGUGGUUUUGACUGUGGUGUUAUCUCGCCUUCUGUGGGCUUGACCAAUUUUAUCAAAAUAAAGGCCUAAAGGGGUAAAAUAA
This is a messenger RNA of Pezoporus flaviventris, 6633 nucleotides long. It is a transcript of the gene CRTC1, whose product is annotated as CREB regulated transcription coactivator 1. Gene Ontology annotation, biological process: positive regulation of transcription by RNA polymerase II; protein homotetramerization. Gene Ontology annotation, cellular component: nucleus; cytoplasm. The transcript is spliced from 15 exons. The record is from RefSeq and is a predicted model, not a curated record. Lineage: Eukaryota; Metazoa; Chordata; Aves; Psittaciformes; Psittacidae. Gene Ontology annotation, molecular function: cAMP response element binding protein binding. The coding region runs from base 11 to 2017 and encodes 668 amino acids.